Messenger RNA from Phoenix dactylifera (date palm), 1036 nucleotides. RefSeq lists its product as uncharacterized. Gene Ontology annotation, cellular component: endoplasmic reticulum; endoplasmic reticulum membrane. Gene Ontology annotation, biological process: intracellular protein transport; endoplasmic reticulum to Golgi vesicle-mediated transport. NCBI's taxonomy places the organism in Eukaryota, Viridiplantae, Streptophyta, Magnoliopsida, Arecales, Arecaceae. The record is from RefSeq and is a predicted model, not a curated record.
GACCCCGCCUUUAUCGUCCCUUUUUUUAUGUCCUUCUUCCUUCGCAUGGAAGAAAGGAAGAACGAACUUCACAAUAAAGCGGUGCGUCUCGUAUCAUAGAGAAAGAGAGAGAGAGAGAGAGAGUGUUAGAAUUAAUCAAUCGAGGAAGAAUGGCGCUGCAGUGGAUGGUCCUGGCGUGGGUGGUAGCGGUGGAGGCGGCGGUGGCGGUGUUGGUGACCCUCCCGGCCCCGAGGCUCGUCAAGUCUCGGAUCGUCGCCCUCGUCUCCCUUCUCCUCCAGCCCCUCACCGCUGUCCUCCCUUUCGCCGCCUUCCAGCUCUUGGAUAUACACUGGAAGAACGAGCACCGGCUGAUUUGCGCCGGCGACGUCUGCACCACGGACGAGAGGAUCCGAUACGAGAAAUCUAUCUUCAAAGCUCAAAGGAAUGUUAUUCUGUGUGUAUUGGCAUGUCUCCUUUAUUGGUGUAUAUACCGUUUUUGCAAAUAUAAUAAGGAGAUAAAGGAAUUGGAAGAAGUUGAGAACCGUCUCAAAGAGCAGUAGCUUUUAUAAUCCAGAUCAAUAAUGGCCAAGCUAUGUAGAGGUGAAACUGGCAGUGCACUCUUUGAGAUUCUGUUAACGAUCAUACCUCUGGUAGAUUUGGACUCCGUCCAUCAGUUUGAAGAUCUUGAGGAUCACGACUAAAUGAAUUUUCAUGAUAGUAGGGUUAAUGAAGAUAUGGACGCUUGCUAUUUUCUGCAGCCAGUGGUUAGUCUUUCUCAGAAAACAGUCCCUCCCUUCUUGUCUGCAUUACUUCCUAAAUAGAUUAUACAAGAUCUGAGGAUCCGAACUUUGAAAAGAGAAUCUUGUUUCAUCAUUCCUGGACCAGCUAACAUAGGUGACAUCAUUUCUGUGCUUGGAGUCUUUCAAACUUAUUUCUUCUCAGAAUAGUAUAAGCUAUAGUUUGUGGUCGAUGUUGUCCUCCUUGAUAUGUGCUUACCUUGUACAACAUAUCAUAUGUCUCAUUACUUUCUAUUGCCAAGUGAGCAUGUUACUAACCA